Messenger RNA from Trichoplax adhaerens, 1674 nucleotides. RefSeq lists its product as uncharacterized. The record is from RefSeq and is a predicted model, not a curated record. Gene Ontology annotation, molecular function: DNA-binding transcription factor activity, RNA polymerase II-specific; RNA polymerase II cis-regulatory region sequence-specific DNA binding. The transcript has 15 exons. Gene Ontology annotation, biological process: regulation of transcription by RNA polymerase II. Bases 1 to 1674 code for a protein of 557 amino acids. Lineage: Eukaryota; Metazoa; Placozoa; Uniplacotomia; Trichoplacea; Trichoplacidae.
AUGAGCCAACUUAUCGCGGCCUCGUGCCAAAUUGGCACAAAUUCGCCAACCGGUGAUGCAGAUCAGUCUCCAAUGUCAAAUAAACUAUUAUGCCCUGUAACAGCUAAGUGGCUAAUGGAAAAUUACGAAGUAGCAGAUGGCGUAAGCUUGGCGCGUAGUGCAAUCUACAAUCAUUACUUGGAUUUUUGUCAAAAGAAUGACCUAACUUCUGCUAAUGCUGCAAGUUUUGGAAAAAUCAUACGUCGGAUAUAUCCACAGGUCAAAAAUAGAAGAUUGGGGCAACGUGGGCAAUCAAAAUUCAACGACCAGUUAAAUGAUGAUCCUUCGGCUGAAGGACUACUAGUUUUGCCCAAAUCUGUCAUAGAUGAUGUAGUACGUAGUCAUGAUGCUAUGCUUCCUGAAUUCCCUAAUGCUGGUGAUUUAAAUUUACCAGAUUUGGAGAUUCGAGAUAAGAUUGAAACCUUCUUUAUAUUGUAUCGAGCGCACUGCCAUAAAUUAUUGGAUACCGUGGUGUGUGGCAAUCUUAGACAAAUUCAAGAGAUUAUUUCUCAUUUUUGGCACGAUUUGCCUCCGCAAAUGACAGAUGUUUUACACUGUCCACCAGCAAGUGAUCUCAUAUGUAUUUGUGAUAUGAUUUUGUAUAAAAGUAUUGGUCAUAUUUUAGUUCCUGGAACGUUAGAUGCGAUUGCCGUCAGUCUGACGCGGGCCAUAAGAAAUUUUGCGCAUCAACUUGAGGAUUGGAUUGUGUCCGGUUUAAGUGGAUAUGCGCCCCAAUAUUUAAUUGAUUGCAAGACAAACGUUGCUUAUACAUUUAGCAAGUCACUACAUCGGUUAACUUCAUUAGCUCACUUGGCUCAGGCGGCUCGUAACGAACUUGGCACUGCUUCAGUGUUAGAAAGUAUGAUAGCGGAUUGGGAAAUAGUUGACGAACAAAGAGUUAUUUUUGAGACAAUAUGGAUGUAUUCUCAUGAUAAGACAGAUAUAAUGGCUGUAGCUAUUGGAAAAAACUUGCAUAUAUUUAAAGAUUUAUUAUCGAAGCGUGCAGCAAUCGAAGAAUAUAUCAGUUGGCUAAGCGCUAUUGUCAAUGAUUGUGUUUUCUCGAAAUCCAAUGAUCGAAAAGUAAUAAAGAAAGCUGCAGAAGAAUUUAUUUUGACUUGGUCUUUUAUAUCAUCCUUAGUCAUUCGAGAUUUUACUCUUCGUAGUGCUGGAAGUUUUGAUGACUAUGUUUUGGCUUUAGAUCGUUUUGGUGAUAUUCGAAAAUGUAACCCCGUGAAAGAUGCUUUCAUAUGGUCGCAUUUGCCCGUUAUCCAAAGUAUUUAUUCUAAGCGCGAUAGUAGCAAUUGUUGCUAUGACAGUUUUGGGGGCACCACUAAUAAAUCAUUCAAAAAAGCGAGAUUGGCAUCUGACCCAUUAUCAUCAAAAAGCUCAGUGCAAGGACGAUAUCAUAGUCGGUCUCGAGGCAAUAGCAAUGCCUGUAGUAGCAAAGGAUAUAAAUCAUCGGCUUUUCCGGCGAAAUCUGGUAUGCAAUCAGAGAAAUUAUUAGACAUUGUCAAAAAUUUAUCAGCUCGUGUCCAAAAGAGAAAGUCAGAUCAUACUAAGAAAGAUCCUUCUAAUAAAGAGAAAGUACCUACUGGGCCUACUUCACUGUUUUGUGACUCGACAACGUCAUCGUAG